Messenger RNA from Helianthus annuus (common sunflower), 983 nucleotides. RefSeq names its product abscisic acid receptor PYL4. Gene Ontology annotation, cellular component: nucleus; cytoplasm. Gene Ontology annotation, molecular function: signaling receptor activity; protein phosphatase inhibitor activity; abscisic acid binding. Lineage: Eukaryota; Viridiplantae; Streptophyta; Magnoliopsida; Asterales; Asteraceae. The record is from RefSeq and is a predicted model, not a curated record. The transcript has a single exon. Gene Ontology annotation, biological process: abscisic acid-activated signaling pathway. The coding region runs from base 99 to 719 and encodes 206 amino acids.
UAACACCUUCAUGUUCCAACAUUAAGAAACAACAAUCAAGAUUCUUCAACUCAUCAACUUUCAUCUAUAUUCAUCUUUUAAAUCCAACAGAUCAAAAAAUGCUUUCUAACCCACAAAAGUCACCAUCUUUCUUCCUAGACGGAAUCAACACAACCACCACCACCACCACUACCGGAAGCUCCGGUAGUUGUGGCACUAACAAGCCACCACCAACCAACACCACUCCGGUACCGGACUCCGUUGCCCGCUACCACAUCCACGCCGUGGGUCCAGACCAGUGCUGCUCCGUCGUCAUCCAACACAUCACCGCCCCAAUCUCCGACGUCUGGUCCAUCGUCCGCCGCUUCGACAACCCACAAGCCUACAAACACUUUGUCAAAACCUGCCACGUAAUCCUCGGAGACGGCAACGUCGGAACCCUAAGAGAAAUCCACGUCAUCUCCGGCCUGCCCGCUGCCCGUUCCACUGAACGUUUGGAAAUCUUAGACGAUGAACAACACGUGAUCAGUUUCAGCGUCGUUGACGGUGAUCACCGGCUUGCUAACUACCGUUCCGUCACCACUCUCCACCCUACACCCGACGGAACCGGUACGGUGGUUGUUGAGUCCUACGUUGUUGACAUACCGCCGGGGAAUACUAAGGAAGAAACAUGCGUGUUUGUUGACACCAUCGUGAAAUGCAACCUCCAGUCGUUAGCUCAGAAAAUCCGGCGAAACUGAUUGCCGGAAAAUCAAGAUUUAUUAUGAUAUUUGAGAAUACACAUCUCGGGAACAAGUACAUAAACAUAAAGCCAUUUUCGAAUCGAAGUAGAUGAUAUAACUGAUACUUAUGAAGAUUCAAUCGAUCAUUUAAAGACCUUUAUGUUAUUUUGGUGGUGUGAAUUUUCAUCAUCAAAGUUUUUGUGAACCCAUGUGAUCACUUUUUUGAAGGUUUUAUUUAUUGAUUGAUUUGGAUUUAUGAGAAAAUGUCCUCUACUUCUUGCA